Messenger RNA from Rhincodon typus (whale shark), 2979 nucleotides. RefSeq names its product cleavage stimulation factor, 3' pre-RNA, subunit 3 (gene cstf3). Gene Ontology annotation, cellular component: nucleus. Gene Ontology annotation, molecular function: mRNA binding; protein binding. The transcript has 21 exons. The record is from RefSeq and is a predicted model, not a curated record. Gene Ontology annotation, biological process: mRNA 3'-end processing. The coding region runs from base 261 to 2417 and encodes 718 amino acids. NCBI's taxonomy places the organism in Eukaryota, Metazoa, Chordata, Chondrichthyes, Orectolobiformes, Rhincodontidae.
GGCUGGUUCGGUGGAGCUUUCGCUGGCCGACCGCCGCCAUUUUGUGAAGCGCUGAGGCAGCGCUGGCGGAGGAGGAGGUGGUGGCGGCGGUGAUAGGAAGGGUUUGGAGCAUUGUUGAGUUUAAAGGGAGGGAAAAGAGAGAAAAAGUGGGAUUUUUAGUUUGUCAGGGCCAGCUCUGCACGCACUUGAACGACAUUUACCCGCGUUAAUUAAUUUGUGUGGUGGUUUUUAAAUCAAUAUUUUUAUUUAAAAAUCAUACAAUGUCUGGCGAAGGAAAUGCGGAGCAGGCUCCAGAGUAUGUUCCUGAAAAAGUGAAGAAGGCAGAAAAGAAAUUAGAAGAAAAUCCAUAUGACCUUGAUGCAUGGAGCAUUCUCAUACGAGAGGCACAGAACCAACCCAUAGACAAAGCGCGGAAGACCUAUGAGCGACUUGUUACCCAGUUCCCGAGCUCUGGCAGAUUCUGGAAACUAUACAUUGAAGCUGAGAUAAAAGCAAAAAACUAUGAUAAAGUUGAAAAGUUGUUUCAGCGAUGUCUUAUGAAAGUUUUGCAUAUUGAUCUAUGGAAAUGCUAUUUGGCCUAUGUACGGGAAACUAAAGGCAAACUUCCAAGUUACAAAGAGAAGAUGGCCCAAGCAUACGAUUUUGCUUUAGAUAAAAUCGGCAUGGAGAUUAUGUCUUAUCAAAUUUGGGUUGAUUACAUUAACUUCUUAAAAGGAGUGGAAGCUGUGGGAUCCUAUGCAGAGAACCAAAGAAUAACAGCAGUUCGACGUGUGUAUCAGCGAGGCUGUGUCAAUCCUAUGAUAAAUAUUGAACAGUUAUGGCGAGAUUAUAAUAAAUAUGAAGAGAGCAUCAAUAUUCACCUUGCUAAGAAAAUGAUUGAAGAUCGGAGCAGAGAUUACAUGAAUGCUCGGCGAGUGGCAAAGGAAUACGAGACUGUCAUGAAAGGUCUAGAUCGUAAUGCACCAUCAGUCCCACCACAGAACAGCCCACAGGAAGCACAACAGGUUGAUAUGUGGAAGAAAUAUAUUCAGUGGGAAAAGAGUAACCCACUUCGCACAGAAGACCAAACACUAAUCACUAAACGAGUUAUGUUUGCCUACGAACAAUGUCUGCUAGUUUUAGGACAUCAUCCUGAUAUCUGGUACGAAGCUGCCCAGUACUUGGAGCAAUCGAGCAAAUUGCUGGCAGAAAAGGGGGACAUGAAUAAUGCAAAACUGUUCAGUGACGAGGCUGCAAACAUCUAUGAAAGGGCCAUCAGCACUUUAUUAAAGAAGAACAUGCUGCUUUACUUUGCUUAUGCAGACUACGAAGAAAGUCGGAUGAAAUAUGAAAAGGUACAUAGCAUAUACAAUAGGCUCUUGGCUAUUGAAGAUAUCGACCCAACAUUGGUUUACAUCCAGUACAUGAAAUUUGCACGAAGAGCCGAGGGUAUUAAGUCUGGUCGAUCCAUAUUUAAAAAAGCAAGGGAAGAUCCCAGAACGCGCCAUCAUGUCUAUGUGUCUGCUGCACUCAUGGAAUAUUAUUGUAGUAAGGACAAGGCAGUAGCCUUCAAGAUAUUUGAGCUAGGGUUGAAGAAGUAUGGGGACAUUCCAGAAUACAUAUUGGCUUACAUUGAUUAUCUUUCUCAUCUUAAUGAGGACAAUAAUACCAGAGUUUUGUUUGAACGCGUGCUGACAUCUGGAUCCUUACCACCUGAGAAAUCUGGAGAGAUCUGGGCACGAUUUCUAGCUUUUGAAAGCAACAUUGGAGAUCUAGCUAGUAUUCUGAAAGUGGAAAAGAGGAGGUUUGCUGCUUUUAAGGAGGAAUAUGAAGGAAAGGAAACAGCCUUACUAGUGGACAGAUACAAGUUCAUGGACCUGUUUCCUUGUUCCAAUAGUGAACUUAAAGCCCUUGGAUAUAAGGAUGUUUCUCGCAAUAAACUGACUGCCAUAAUCCCAGACCCCAUUGUGACCCCUUCAGCUGUGACUGUACUGAAGGAUGAGGUUGAUCGGAAACCAGAAUAUCCUAAACCUGACACCAACCAGAUGAUACCUUUCCAACCCAGACACUUAGCACCUCCUGGCCUUCAUCCUGUUCCCGGAGGAGUCUUUCCUGUACCUCCAGCUUCUGUACUCCUAAUGAAACUGUUACCACCUCCAACGUGUUUCCAGGGGCCUUUUGUUCAGGUUGAUGAACUAAUUGAAGUUUUAAGACGCUGUCAAUUACCAGAUACUGUUGAACAAGCUAUUGAGCUGAUCACUGGAGGCCAGCCUGAAAUGGUUAUUGAAGGAAAUGGACCCAUAGAAAAUGAUGCUGUGAUGAAAAAGCCCCUGAAAAGGGCAGCAAAUGAGGAUUCUGAUGAAGAGGAGGAGAAGGGAGCUGUGGCACCUCCUGUGCAUGACAUUUACAGAGCACGCCAACAGAAGCGAGUCAGAUAAUCUUGUCUGUUACAGACUGUUUGAAAGAACUGAAUUUACCGUUCUUAAAAUGUUGAGACAGAGCUACAUCUUCACUUGCCUGUGGAAAUGAGACUGUGCUUUCACUGUUGUGCCUCAUUCGAAUAAGUUUUUAAUUCAUUUGGAUGGGGGAGAAAUGGAUUAUACCUUGUUUCCUCUCUAUGAAAACUGUAGUUUUUCAUCAGGCUCUCGUUGGAGCAGAAUAAAAAUGUUUUGGUCUUGGUCAGGCAUAGUGCGUGUGCGUGCACAUACACGGUGUUAACAUUACAACUACAAUCUGUACAAGUCUGCUACUCUAAUGCAACUUGUGAAACUUUGUGAUUUUGUUUUAUUUGUCUGUUUCAUUUUUUAAAAAGUGGAUGGUGUAAAUGAGGGAAAGUAUUUUAAUAUCCCACAAAGCUGAAAUGCCACUGUCCUGUUGUGUCAUGUGGUUUCCUGCCAAGUCUCAUUUUACCAUUAUUUAUGGCAAUCUGUUUCUUUUUGUAAUAUGACAGCCUGAACACAACCUUUGUAAUAAAGUGAUAAAAAUACAUUUUAAGCCUUA